This is a messenger RNA of Dictyostelium discoideum AX4, 1059 nucleotides long. RefSeq lists its product as hypothetical. NCBI's taxonomy places the organism in Eukaryota, Evosea, Eumycetozoa, Dictyosteliales, Dictyosteliaceae. The record is from RefSeq and is a predicted model, not a curated record. The transcript has a single exon. The coding region runs from base 1 to 1059 and encodes 352 amino acids. Gene Ontology annotation, cellular component: membrane.
AUGGGUUUAAAAAUUGUUGACGGUUCAAUUGUACAUGACAAUUUAACUUCUUCAUCGCCUCCAUCAGUCACAAAUUCUUCACCACUUUUAAAUACUAAAAGAAGAAACAGUAUUACUAGUUUAAGUGAUUAUAAAAAAAAUAAAGAUACUUUAAAUAAUUCAAAUAAUAAUAUAAACCAACCUUUUGAAAAUAGUAAUAAUUUUAAUAACAAUAGUAAAGAAAUAAAAAAUGAAAAUAAAAUUAAAAAUUUUUUCCAACAUUUAUUUUCAAUAUUACUAUUAAAAAAUCCAACAAUGAUUCAAAUAAUUGAAACAUUAGAACUCUCAACAAACAUUUACAAUAUUCAAUUUAAAUUAAAAUAUUUAUUGGCCAUAUGUGUUUCCUCUCAAAUAAUUUUCAAAUCUUCUGGAUUACUUAUUACUUUGUUAGUUUUAUAUUUGGGAACAUUUUUUAAUAAAAUUUCAAUAAAUAAUAAAGAUAAAAAUAAAAACAAUAAUACAAUAGAUUAUAGUUUAAAAAACAAUAAUAUUGAUACAAGUUUAAUUAAAGAUAUAAAUAAUAGUGUUAUUAGUAAUAAUAGUAGCAAUAGCAAUAAUAAUAAUAUUAAUAAUAGUAAUAAUAAUAACAAUAAUAAUAAUAGAAUAUUGUCACCGAAUCAGUUAUCAAAAUCAUCAAAUGUUGAAUAUAAUAAAUGUAAAUGUAAAUCACCAACAACAUCAUCCAAUAACUAUCUUUCAAGUAGUCAAAGUAGAGUUCAAACAUUAUCUUCACCAAAUAUUUCACCUUGUAAUAUUUGUGUUUCACCAAAUCUUUUAUAUAAUUCAUUAUCGUCAUUAUCAUCAUCGUUACCAAUCAAUUCAUGCAACUAUAGUAUGAGUGAACAAGAAGGUGAUGAAUUUGAAAGUAACUUUGACUUUGAAGAUAGCCAAUAUGAAGAGUCUGAUGAGGAAGAUAACUCUAGUCCAGCUUUUCAUCUUUAUAGCUCACCAAAUCUCAGAGUUGCUUGUAAUAAAAUAUCAACAUUUUCACCAAAUGGAAGAAAAUUAGGAACAAAUUAA